Molecule: messenger RNA, 10071 nt
Organism: Chrysemys picta bellii (western painted turtle)
Lineage: Eukaryota; Metazoa; Chordata; Testudines; Emydidae
Source: RefSeq, a predicted model, not a curated record
CGGCCGCGGCCCCGGCUCGCUGCCCGCCCCGGCGGGGAGGGAGGGAGGCUGCGGCGCCGCGCGGGAUUGGCCGGGCGCGGGGCGGCGGUGACGGCGGGGCUGCCUGGCCGGGCGCUCUGCAGCGCGCACCGGGCCUGGCCGCUGCGGGAGCCGGCGCCGGACGUUAACGCUCCCCGAUGGCCAGCGGAGCAGCCGAGCUGGAGAACAUGGAGGUCCAACCGCAGAACAACAACACCCGCUGGGAGAACACGGACAACCAGGCCUGGGACGACACCACGGCCACCGCCAAGCUGUUCGAGUGCUCCCGCAUCAAAGCCCUCGCCGAUGAGCGUGAGGCCGUGCAGAAGAAAACCUUCACCAAGUGGGUGAACUCGCACCUGGCCCGGGUGUCCUGCCGCAUCAGCGACCUCUACGCCGACCUCCGCGACGGCUACAUGCUGACCAAGCUGCUGGAGGUGCUGUCCGGGGAGCAGCUGCCCAAGCCGACGCGCGGGCGCAUGCGGAUCCACUCGCUGGAGAACGUGGACAAGGCCCUGCAGUUCCUGAAGGAGCAGCGCGUGCACCUGGAGAACGUCGGCUCGCACGACAUCGUGGACGGAAACCACCGCCUGACGCUGGGGCUCAUCUGGACCAUCAUCCUGCGGUUCCAGGUGCGAGGGGCCGGCGAGGCCAGCGCCCGGGCGGGCGGGCGGGCGCUCGGGGGAAAGCCAGAGAUCAUCGACUUCAGCAAACUCACCAAGUCCAACGCUAUGUACAACCUGCAGCAGGCCUUCAACUUGGCCGAGCAGCAGCUGGGCCUGACCAAGCUGCUGGACCCGGAAGACGUGAACAUGGAGAACCCGGACGAGAAGUCCAUCAUCACCUACGUUGUCUCUUUCUACCACUACUUCUCCAAAAUGAAGGCCCUCGCAGUGGAGGGGAAGAGGAUUGGGAAGGUGCUGGACCAGGCGGUGGAGAUCGAGAAGCUCAUGGAGCGGUACGAGCUGCUGGCAGCCGAGCUGCUGGCGUGGAUCGAGCGCACCGUCGGCAUCAUCAGCAACCAGAAGUUCGCCAACUCCCUGGCCGGGGUGCAGCAGCAGCUCCAGGCCUUCACCACCUUCUGCACCCUGGAGAAGCCGGUCAAAUUCCAGGAGAAGGGGAACCUGGAGGUCCUGCUGUUCAGCAUCCAGAGCAAACUGCGGGCCCAGGGCCGCAAACUCUACGUGCCCAGCGAGGGCCGGGGCAUCGCGGACAUCAACAAGGCCUGGGCCCGGCUGGAGAAGGUGGAGCACGAGCGGGAGGUGUCGCUGCGCAACGAGCUCAUCCGGCAGGAGAAGCUGGAGCUGCUGGCCCAGCGCUUCGACCACAAGGCCGGCAUGCGGGAGGCCUGGCUCGGCGAGAACCAGCGGCUGGUGGCGCAGGACAACUUCGGCUACGACCUGCCGGCGGUGGAGGCCGCCAUGAAGAAGCACGAGGCCAUCGAGGCGGACGUCUCGUCCUACGAGGAGCGCAUCCAGGUGGUGGUGGAGCUGGCGCUGGCCCUGGAGGCCGAGGGUUACUACGAUGUGCGGCGCAUCAGCGCCCAGAAGGGCAGCAUCUUGCGCCAGUGGGGGCUGCUGACCGAGCUGGUGGGCGCCCGGCGGGCCCGCCUGGAGCAGAGCCUGGCCCUGCAGACCAUCUUCCAGGAGAUGGUUUACAUGAUCGACUGGAUGGAGGAGAUGCAGGCCCCGCUGCUGUCGAGGGAGGUGGGGAAGCACCUGCUGGAGGUGGAGGACCUGCUGCAGAAGCACGCCCUGCUGGAGGCCGACGUGGCUGCCCAGAGCGAGCGGGUGCAGGCGCUCAACCAGGCCGCCCUGAAGUUCUGCGAGCUGGCGGGUUACCAGCCCUGCGACCCCCAGAUCAUCCGCAACCGUGUGACCCACGUGCAGACGUGCCUGGAGGAGCUGUGCCAGCGGGCGGCCCAGCGGCGCACGGAGCUGGAGGCCUCCCGCCACCUGUGGGCCUUCUUCCAGGAGCUGGAGGAGGCCGAGGCCUGGGUGCGGGAGAAGGAGCAGAUCCUGGCCUCCAAGCCGUGCGGCAAGGACCUGAGCAGCGUGCUGCAGCUGAGCGGGCAGCACAAGGUGAUGCUGGGGGAGCUGGGCGGGCGCCGGGCCCUGCUGCACCAGGCCGUGAAGAAGGGGGAGCAGCUGGUGGCCACCCAGGGCCCCGGCACAGCCCGGCUGCAGGAGAAACUGCGGGAGGUGCGGCAGCGCUGGAAGAAGCUGGAGGAGGUGACGGGGACGCACCAGCAGAAGCUGCAGGAGGCCUUGAGCUUCUACCAGUUCAGCGCCGAGACGGACGACCUGCUGGCCUGGCUGCAGGACACCUACCGCCUGGCCUCCAGCGACGACUUCGGGCACGACGAGUACUCCAGCCAGGCGCUGCUCCGCAAGCACGCCACCGUGGCGCAGGAGCUGGAGCGGCACCGGGCGCCCGUGCUGGCCCUGCGCGCCCAGCUGGCCCGGCUGGCCCCCCAGCACCACCAGGUGGUGGACGUGCAGAUCCGCAUCGUGGAGGUGGAGCAGCUCUACGGGGAGGUGGCCGAGGUGGCCGUGCUGCGGCACCAGUGGCUGCAGGACGCCCUGGCCGUGUACCGCAUGUUUGGCGAGGUCCACGCCUGCGAGGGCUGGCUGGACGAGAAGGAGCAGUGGCUCUCCGGGAUGCACGUGCCACAGGAGCUGGAGGACGUGGAAGUGGUGCAACACAGGUUUGAGAGCCUGGACCAGGAGAUGAACAGCGUGAUGGGGCGCAUCCUGGACGUGAAUGAGACCGUGCAGCAGCUGGUGGAGGGUGGCCACCCCAGCGCGUCCGAGGUGCAGUCCUGUCGGGACCACCUGAACGGCAGGUGGAACCGGGUGGUGGAGCUGGUGGAGCAGAGGAAGGACCAUCUCGGCUCCGUCCUGACGAUCCAGAACUACCUCCUGGAGUGCACCGAGAUCAAGGCGCAGAUCCGGGAGAAGCGCCGCGCCGUGGAGGCCAGCCAGUACAGCAGCGGCGACCUGGGUGGCGUCCUGGCCUUGCAGCGCAAACUCUCCACCAUGGAGGCGGCCCUGGUGGUGCUGGAGCCCAAGCUCCUCGAGCUGCAGCAGGAGGGCGAAGCCUUGGCCACCGCCCACCCGGCCCAGGCGCUGACCGUCCUGCUGCACUUCGAGGAGAUCAGCGAGGAGUGGGAGGCCUUGAAGAGGACCCUGCAGGGCUGCGAGGACUCGCUCUCCGUGGCCAGCCGGCUGCAGCAGUUCAUCCAGGACCUGGACAACUUCCUGACCUGGCUGGUGAAGACUCAGGCGGCCGUGGCCUCGGAAGAGCUGCCCAGCAACCUGGCGGGGGCGGAGCGGCUGCUGAGCCAGCACACGGCCCUCAAGGAGGAAAUCGACCGCUACGAGGAGGACUACACCAAGAUCCAGGCGGCCAGCGACCUGCUGGCCCUGGAGGAAGCCGACGUGCCCUGCCUCUCGCUCCAGCAGUGGCUGCAGAAACUGGACGUGGGCUGGAACAAGCUGCUGCAGAUGUGGGAGAGCCGGCGGGAGGCGCUGGUCCAGGCGCACAUCUUCCACCUUUUCCUGAGGGACGUGCAGCAGGCCGAGGCCUGUCUCCGCAACCAGGCGUCCACCCUGGCCCACGCGGAGCUGCCCACCACGAUGGAGGCGGCGGAGAAGGCCAUCAAGAAGCACAAGGAUUUCAUAACCACCAUGGAGCUGAGCGUGCCGAAGACGACGCUGGCCCUGCGGGCCGGGGAGAGCCUGGUGCGCCAGGGCAGCCCCUACAGCGAGCGCGCCCAGGAGGAGAUGGCGGCGCUCAGAGACAAGAGCCACCAGAACUUCCAGCUGGCCCAGGAGUGGAUGCAGCAGCUGAACGAUCACUGGGAUCUGCAGCGUUUCUUGCAGAACUGUCAGGAGCUCGCCGGCUGGAUGCGGGAGAAGCGGCUCAUGGCCGGGGACCAGGCGGCCAAGCCCCAGGCGCGGUGGCUGCGGCACCAGGAGUUCCGGGCCCAGCUGGCGCAGAACCGCGAGUGGCUGCACAAGAUCGAGCAGGAAGGCCAGCAGCUCCUUGAGGAGAAGCCGGAGCUGGCCGGCUCGGUGAAGAGGCAGCUGGAGGAGAUCCGGCAGUGCUGGGGGGAGCUCGAGAGCACGGCGCAGGCCAGGGCCCAGCACCUCCUGGAGGCCAGCAAGGCGGAGCAGCUGGUGCAGAGCUACGCGGACCUGGACAAGAGGCUGGUGAACAUGGAGGGGCAGCUGCAAGCUGUGGAUGCUGGCGCCAGCCUGGCCACCGUCAACAACCAGCUGAAGAAACUCCAGACGAUGGAGUCGCAGAUGGAGGAGUGGUACAAAGAGGCCGGGCAGCUCCAGGCGCAGCUGGCCUCCCUGCCCCUGGAGCCGGCCAGCAAGGAGGCGGUGGACGAGAAGCAGAACGCGGUGGGGACGCGGAUUGUCCGCCUCAUCGAGCCCCUGAAAGAGAGAAGGAGGAUCCUGCUGGCUUCCAAGGAGGUGCAUCAGGUCUGCCGUGACCUGGAGGACGAGAUCAGCUGGGUCCAGGACCGGCUGCCGCUCGCCACCUUGCGAGACCACGGGAGCAAUCUGCAGGCAGUGCAGCACUUCAUCAAGAAGAACCAGAACCUGCGGCGUGAGCUGCAGGUGCACCAGCCCCGGGUGGACGAGGUGCUGGAGCGGGCGGGCGCCCUCGCCUCCAUCAAGAGCCCCGAGGUGGACGGGGUGCGGCUGCUGCUGGAGAAGCUGCGGGAGCUGUGGGGGGCGCUGGGGGAGCAGACGGAGCAGCGCCAGCACCUGCUGGACGCCACCUACCAGGUGGAGCAGUAUUACUUCGACGUGGGCGAGGUGGAGGCCUGGCUCGGCGAGCAGGAGCUGCUGCUGCUGAACGAGGAGAAGGGCAAGGACGAGCAGAGCACCUUGCAGCUGCUGAAGAAGCACCUGGUGCUGGAGCAGAGCAUUGAGAACUACGAGGAGACCAUCGCCCAGCUGUCCCGCCAGUGCCGCGCCCUGCUGGAGCUGGGCCACCCCGACAGCGAACAGAUAAGUAGGCGGCAGUCUCAGGCUGACCGGCUCUACGUGUCUCUGAAGGACCUGGUGGAGGAGCGCAAGGCCGGGCUGGAGCAGCAGUACUGGCUGUACCAGCUGAGCCGCGAGGUGGACGACCUGGAGCACUGGAUCGCCGAGAAGGAGGUGGUGGCCGGGUCGCCGGAGCUGGGCCAGGACUUCGAGCACGUCACGGUGAGCGAGGCGCCCGCGGACGGGCGCUGGGGACGAGGGGACGCAUCUCAGCCCCCGCGCCCCACACCAGAGGGGACGCAUCUUAGCCCCUGCGCCCCACCCCAGAAGCAGCUGCAUUGCAGUGCCAGGUGCAGUGAUCCUUGUGCCCAGGGCCCAGCCCCAGGGCCGCUCCGCUCAGCCCCCAUUCCCCAGCAGGUGCGGCAGCUGCAGGAGGGGGCGGCCCAGCUGCGCACAGUGUACGCCGGGGAGAACGCCGAUGCCAUCGCCACCAAGGAGCAGGAUGUGCUGCGGGCGUGGAAGGAGCUGCUGGGCUCGUGCGAGGCGUGCCGGCUGCAGAUCACCACCACCACCGACAAGAUGCGCUUCACCAGCAUGGUGCGCGACCUCAUCUCCUGGAUGGACGGCGUCAGCUGCCAGAUCGGUACUGGCGAGAAGCCCAGGGACGUGUCCUCGGUGGAGGUGCUGAUGAACUAUCACCAGGGUCUGAAGAGCGAGAUCGAAGCCCGAAGCCAGAGCAUCGCGGCCUGCGUGGAGCUGGGCAAGACCCUAGUGCUCAACAGAAGCCCCGUGGCCGAGGAGAUCAAGGGCCACAUGGAGAGGCUGAUGACCAAGAAGAAGGAGCUGACUGACAAGUGGGACAAGCACUGGGAGUGGCUGCAGCAAAUGCUGGAAGUGCACCAGUUCGCGCAGGAGGCCGUGGUGGCCGACGCCUGGCUCACGGCCCAGGAGCCCCUGCUGAAGAGCCGACAGCUCGGCAGCAGCGUGGACGAGGUGGAGCAGCUGAUCCGGCGCCACGAGGCCUUUCGCAAGGCGGCCUCCACCUGGGAGGAGAGAUUCAGCUCCCUGCGGCGCCUCACCACGCUAGAGAAGCUGAAGGCCGAGCAGAGCAAGCAGCCAGCCACACCACUCCUGGGACGCAAAUUCUUGGGGGAGCCCAGCGAGCCGGGCCUCAAGGGCCCCUCGCUGCUGCGCCAGGCCGAGGCAAAGCUGGAGCGGCAGGACCUGCUGCGGGGCCGGCCCCAGGCUCCGGCCCUCCCCAGCGGGGGCCCCGGGGAGCCCGCGGAGGCGCUGGAGCUCAGGGUGGCCUACGUGCGGCAGGAGAUGAAGCCGGAGCGGCUGCAGCCCCGGCUCGACCGCGUGCAGGAGGGCCUGGCUGUCGGCGCCGAGAGGCUGAGGGAGGCGAAGGCGGCGGCUGAGGAGAGGCUGGAGGCCAAGCCGAGCCAGCACCUGCAAGUGCCCGUGGCAGGCACGGUGCUGGCGGAGCCGGCCCAGGUCAGCCGUGCUGAGACGCAGCCGGAGCAGCCGCGGGAGCAGCGUCCGGAGCCCAGCGAGCAGGAGACGCUGCGCCACGAGCAGGCGGAGAGGCGCCGGGAGCGGCACGAGCGGCGCCUGGAGCGGCAGGGGUCCAGCGAGCAGGAGACGCCCCGGCACGAGCUGGCGGAGAGGCGCCGGGAGCGGCACGAGCGGCGCCUGGAGCGGCAGGAGUCCAGCGAGCAGGAGACGCCCCGGCACGAGCAGGCGGAGAGGCGCCGGGAGCGGCACGAGCGGCGCCUGGAGCGGCAGGAGUCCAGCGAGCAGGAGACGCCCCGGCACGAGCCCAAAGGGGGCGGCAAGACCACGCUGGCGGAGAUCGUGGAGCAGCUGCAGGAGAAGGAGUCGGCCGCGCAGGUGCCGGCCCCGCCCCGCGACUCCCCCGCCCGCCUGCCCAACGGCAUCGACCUGCUUCCCGAGAGGACGCCGCGCCCGGACCGGCCCCGGGCCCGCGACAGGCCCAAGCCCAGGAGGAGGCCGCGGCCCAGGGACCCCAGCCAGCCCCCGGGGGAGAGCCGCAGGUCCCGCUCGGCGCCGGCCCAGAGCAGCGCCCCACCCCCUCCACCCCCCACCUACACCGUCCAGCUGGAGGGCUUCCUCUUACGCAAGCACGAACUGGAGGGGCCCAACAAGAAAGCCUCCAACAGGUCCUGGGUAAACCUGUACUGUGUCCUGAGCAAAGGGGACCUGGGCUUCUAUAAGGAUGCCAAGGGGCAGGCGUCGGGCAGCACCCACGGUGGGGAGCCGCUGGUCCCCCUGCACCAGGCCACCAGCCAGGUGGCCAGUGACUACAAGAAGAAGAAGAACGUCUUCAAGCUCAAGACCGGUGACGGGAACGAGUUCCUGCUGCAGGCCAAGGACGAGGAGGAGAUGAAGAACUGGCUCCAGGCGCUGGCUGCCUCCGCCGAGGAGCACGCCGAGAUCGCCCGCUGGAGCCAGGCGCUGCUCACCACUUCCUCCACCGACGAGGGCAACCCGCGGCGGGAGAGCGACCGGCGGGCCAGCACCUCCGGCAGGAAGAAGUGAGGCGGGCGGGGCAGAGUGCCGGGGGCUGAGAGCAGAGCCACGCCGCCCCACCGUCUGCAGCCUCCCUCCGCGCCACGCACCGAGCCAGCCCCUCCGUCUGCACCCGUCCCGGACAGCCCCUGGACAUGGGUGCCCCCGCACGCCCGCUGCAGGAAUCUGCGCCCGGGGAGAGGAGAGCCCCGAAACACACUCUGUUUGCAUUCGGUGCCCGGAGGAGCCCAGCCUGUGUCAGCUGGCCCGGCUCCUCACCACGGGAUGAUAUAUGCAAACCCGGCACCGUGUGGGGCUGGGAGGGGAAAUCCACCGGACUCAGAGACUCUGCGCAGUGGGGAAGGGCCUGGCCCACUUCAUUUCAUCCCCUGGGGGGCAUACAGGAGCCUCCCCCUCUCCCUGCGUGGGGUGGGGCCCAGAGAGGGGCGGGCAGUUCUGGUCCCUCCCCGGGCUGCGGGGGCGGGUGCCUGUUUACACCGGCUCAGGAUUUGGCCAAUGCCUUGUGAGUGGGGGAGGGAAGGGGGCAGGGCUGGGGAUGGCCUUCGGGUCCAUAUAAUGGUGUGCUGGCCCCUUAAGACCCAGCCUAGGCCCCCAGGCCCCCGGCCCAGGCUGGGCCAGCCAGGGAUCGUGGGGAAGGGGACUGAGUUCGAGGUUGGGUCGUCCUCGGCCUAGGCCCAGCCUGGGUCGGGACCAGCGUGCUCUGGCCCGUUGCUGGCAAGCAGCUCUCCGUUCUGCCACCACCUCACCUCCCUCUCCGUGGCAGCGCCCGCGACUCUGGAUGGGGCAGGCGUUUGGAGAGGGCAUCCUGCCUCCCUGGCCUGGUCUGUCUCGCUGCAGCCCCGCGCUUGGCAUCUCGUGCCCUGGGGGAGCAGGCUCUCCUGCCGCCCGCAGAGCCCCUGGCCCUGAUGCCGCCGAAGGGUAUCUGAGACUCGCCCCCAGCAAGCCCCUGGUUCCACCUCCCACUCGUGCAUCCCUUUGCACGCCAGCACUUGUGCACACAUGUCCAUGCAUCCUGGGCCUGCUCUUCCCACCUCUGCCGUGUGGGUCAGAACGGCAGCGCUUGGCCGGAUUCCCCCACUUCUCCUGCGGAGCCAGGGGCCCGAGGUCUGGGAGCUGGCCCUGCUGCCCAACCAGGACCCGCUGCGCUCGCUGCUGCCAUGGGCAGGGGCUGGCGGCUGGAGCGUUUGCACAGCCAAGGGUGGAGCUGCUGGGCCCAGGGCCUCUGUACCCCACAGGGCCUGUUCAGCCAUCUGCCCCCAAGCCCACCCUGCAUGUGUCGGGUUUGUGCCUAUGCCCGUGCCAGGCUUGCCCAGCCCCCAUGGAGGAGCCGUCCCUGGCCCCUCUCCACGUGUCCCCACCCCAGGAGCCUUCAGGCCACAGGAGAUCCUGUCCCUGGGGUAGGCAGCAGCCCCCCAGCCCCUGCCCCUUCAAACCCCGCGAGCUCAGGACCAGCCCUUGCCUUGGCCCAGGCGAGAGUUCAGGGGUCCUGGCUGCUGUGGGCUGGGCUCCGGUGCCGACUUCUCCCUCCCCAGUCCCAUUAACAAGCCAUAGUGCUGGGUCUGCACGUGUGUGAGCGGCCUGGCCCCCAACCUCCAGCCCGCUGGGCACAGGGGCCCAGUGGGAAGAGCCGUAGGGUGAGGGGCUCCUCCCACGUCACACGAGGGGCACAUCUUUAUGCAAUAAACGGGCAGGGGCGAGGCUCUGGGGGAGGGGGCAGCAGGUUCUUGGCCAAAGCAGCCCCUGCCUGGCCGCGGUCCCUGGCAGCAGUGCAGAGCCGGGCUGGGGCCCUGGGAGUGACUGGUCAGGGGGUCAGGCCCGUGGGCCGAUUGCUUCAGGAUUCGGGGCCCUGGAGGGCAAAGCGCCGGGAAUGGCUCCAAGGAGCGGCCCCUGCAGGUGGCUGUGCUGGGGCGGGAGCCCAGACGCUCCGUUGGGAAUUGCCCCGGCUGUAGCCAAAGCCGCCUCGCCGGGUUCCCGGCCUGUGGAACGGAGCCUGGGCAGGGGCCAAACCCGGCGUCUUCCAAGAGAAAUAGACAGGGAUUGGGCUGGACUCCAGCUGGCGUCGACCCCAGGGCCCUGGCCACCAGACGGGUGUGGAACCAGCGUUUCCUCUCUCGGGUGGCGCCAGCCGCCGUCUCGGGGGCUGGUUCGUCAGGCAGGGCAGAGCCGGGGGCACUGGGAUCCGGGGCCCAGUUCUCCGUGCCCUGUGCUGCCGGUCAGGAGCAUUUCCCACCCACUCCCCAGCCGCCGUGCAAACCGCCCCCGGCCUUGUGUUGCCCCCCAGCCGUCCCCCUGUUUUAUACCCCAGCCCCCCACCCCUCGCCUCCGUCUAGUGACAUGGGGGAGAAUCAAGACAAAGCCACUUCCCUGCACCGGAGCCGGUUCCCCCUUUGGUCCCCCCCCGGCCGCAGCCCCGGCUUUCGCCGGCGGUCCCGGGAGCUGUACAAUAGUGUCAUUGCUCUAAUGAUGUUUCUCCUCCUGUAUAAAGAAAAUCUGCCCGUGA